AUGCUUGAUAUCUUAGACCCGUGGGGCCAAGAGUGGGGGCCGGGAGUAAGCACUACAAGCACUCCAGGGCUAGCUAUCUACAAGCCAGUCUGGCCCCCAUUCAGCACAGCCAACCAUCUGUGUACAGCCUCGUCAGCUUCUGCAGAUCUCAAUUGUGACUUCUUCUUUAAUCAGUCAGUCAAAGUUUCUAUUAUCCAGAUUCUCCAUCUCAAACAUACUUUCAAUCUACCCAAAAACACUACUUUCUUUGAUUACCUACAAGACCUCCCUAUGGGAAAAGAGAACUUCAUCCGACAAAUCGAAAACUCCUUUGAGUUCAAACUCCUCGACAAAGUAGUCAAGGAAGAAGUCACAGCACAAGAUGCAGUCCAAGACGUCAUCAACAUGACCAUGAGUGCAUUGUCCAUUCAUGGUCCAAACAAACUAGGCGGGAUCGGUCUCCCAGACUACAACGUCUCUCUUGCGGUAAUGGAGCUUGCUAACCGCCUGGAGCCAUCCAAACAAACCAAGCUUGUCGAAUUUAUAUCUCAUCUUCAGAAGCAAGUUGCCGUUGAUCCAUCUACGAACGAACCGCUGAGGGUCCAGGGUGAUACCCUCUGGACAGACAUGCCGUCAUUUGGCUACACGGAGCUUGAGACGUGGUACGAGUUUGGUGGCGAUUACAAAGAUCCAUGUGAUGCAAUGCUGGAUUCUAAGCAACGAGACCGCUGGGCGAAUCUCAACGCUUUCCUCGCGCAGCUGACUCAGGCUGCAGACAUUCACUAUAGACCUCCCAAGGAAGAAGUGCAAUUCUGUCCCCUGGACAAAUCACUACGGGCCAUCUGGACCAUGGCGAUGGCACUUGAGAACGAGCGCCCUCCCGCGUCGCUGGAAGAUACAGCGGCAAUGGAGGCCGCUUGCCAGUGGUUCAUCUACGCUGCGGAGCGGCUGUGGGCGAAUGUGCUCAAUAAUCGCACGUAUCCUGAGGCGGCUGGCGCUGGGCCGGGGAAGAGGUAUGAAGAGGAGGGCUGGCCGGGCUAUACGCGGGAGCGAUGGGGAAUCUGGGAGGAUGGGCUGAGGGAGGCUAGGGCUGCAUGCGAAGAUGAGCGGAUGUGGAAGCUGAUUGAUGAUGCUUUGGCGAGUCUGAGAAGGGGGAUGGUGGAUGAUUAG
Messenger RNA from Penicillium egyptiacum, 1149 nucleotides. The record is from the annotation of a GenBank genome assembly. NCBI's taxonomy places the organism in Eukaryota, Fungi, Ascomycota, Eurotiomycetes, Eurotiales, Aspergillaceae.